UAAAAAUCGUUUGUUUUUCGUGCGGAUCUUGCGCAUGAAUACGUAAGCACACCUGGGGUUGAUACUUGAAACGGUCAUGUGACACGCCUCAAUAGAGCGCUUCGGUAACGGAUAGCUCACACGCCACGAUAGCUCAACGGCAAGUGGUGAGGUGUAAAGGUGUUUUGAAGAUCCAGGUGACCUAACUAACUUCCUUGACGAGGCAACGUUCACGGUGAGCUUGAGACUGACUGGUCCUUUUUGCAAGAUCUUACAGCAGAACCAAGCCAACAGCCGCCAUGUUCCGUUCCGACGAUUACGAUGUGUCUGGCGGGUAUUGUGACUCCGACGUCAAUAGCGGGAGCGACAGAGAAUCAAUGGAAGAGGGCUCUUGCUAUGUCGAUAUCAAAAAUAAAGCCCAUGGACGCAAGCUUCUUGCUGAACUUGCCAGCCAGCGUAAGAACGGGGAAUUCCUUGAUGUUGUGGUACAAGUAGAGGGUAGGGACUUCCCUUGCCACCGGGCUGUGCUGGCAUCUACAACAUACUUUAAAACCAUGCUGUCGUCCAACUUCACUGAAAGUACCACAAAGGCCGUGCAACUCCAUGGCAUUGACUCCUCCAGCUUCUCUAAGAUCCUGGACUUCCUGUAUACCGGGGAAAUACGCAUCAGGAAAGACGAUGUCCAAGACGUUCUACAGACGGCACACAUGCUACGGUUCGACACGAUUCUGCAGUACUGCAAGAAAUUCAUCCAAGACAACCUUUGCCCGAAUAACUGUCUGGGCGUCUUGCGCCUGGCACACAUGUAUGACGAUCUUUCUGACCUGAAGAAGAGCGCGAGGACCAUGACAGUCUCAAACUUCUCAGAUGCCACACAAGACGAGGAGUUCCUUAGCCUUUCGCUGGAAGAUCUCUUAGAUCUACUCGGAGACGAAGAUCUGAAAGCUGAAGACGACGUUGUCAAUUCUGUGAUAAGGUGGCUCGACCAUGCCCCCGAGAGCCGUCAAACAGCAAUCUUAAAGAUUUUGCCAGAGAUUCGUCUAUCUUGCGUGAAAGUCAGCGUGCUACGGAAGCUCGAAUCACACCCUACAAUACGGGACUCCGCAGAAUGCGUCGCAAAGAUCACAGCAGCCAGAGAGAAACAUCUUUCUGGUACACAGGUAGUUAAUGUUACAGAGAAAGAAGAGGCAAGAAGUAACAGACGCGGGGUAUCGGACAACCUGGCAAUCAUUGUCGGCGGUUGGAAGGCAGUCAAUAAACCACAUCUCCGCGAUAACAACGAGUCAGAACCCCUUCCAGUACACCCUUCGCCUGGGCCCCUGCAAAGCAUAAUUUGCUUAGAUCCAGAUAAUCAACAAUAUUACCACAUAGCUAACCUUCCAACGCCUGUCAAUGGGUACAUGGGUGUGGCAAAUGCAGGGGAACACCUGUACGUGACAGGUGGGCGGGAGAAGCGUCUUAUCGGCAAGGGUCCUCACCCUAGCCCAUCCAGGCAAGCAUUUCGGUACCAUUUCCCCUCAGACAUGUGGCUGAGGUUGCCCGACAUCCCCCUCGGAAGGGCAGGGCAUCAGUCGGUGGUCGUUGACGGGAAACUCCUUCUGGUCGGCGGUGACACUGAGGAGACGUCUUUGGUGACCAUGGAUUGCUAUGAUCCCGACGAAGCAGCUUGGAUAAAGCUACCCGUGCCACCUACAUUAUUCACUCAGUCAUUCACAAAGAUGACGAUGACAGCUUUCGGAGACAACGUUGUAUUCAUCACGGUGACUCCAACAGAGUCAGAGCGACUCUUCAACCUGUGUGUGCAUUUGUUUGAUGUGAAAACCAACGGCUGGAGGAAAGCCGAUACAUUUUUUGGGAACGCUUGGGCGAUGGUCCCAGACGUCUUUCUUCCGACUUCUUCCAAUGGCAAGCUUUAUAUCCGUGCCGUAUAUACAGCGACAUCACAUUAUUCCGAACAGUUCAUUUUCGACGACGAGAAGGAGACCCUCAAUUGUGACGAUAAACAAUAUUUCAUAGAUGACUUCCUUCGCGCGCGAAGGGAGUACCACUACUUCUCCACGAAAGGAAAAGAAAUUGUGGAUACCAUCAGCAACUACGGGUCAGGAAACAACUACUUUCCAAAAAAGUGCGCGCCUCUUCCCUUUGCCUUAUUCGGCCAAAGCUUCCUUGAAAUCCAUAAGAGCCGAGUGGGAUGGUACUGCCGGGAUCUUGCUGUACUGAAGGAAGAGGACGAAUGAGAGGGUUCGGAUUAGGACUUUUGUAAUCAUGAUACACCAGCAAUACGAACAAAGAUGUAGUUUUGUUCUGUUGGUGGAAGGUUUUUAAACUGAGAGCUGAUCUUGCCCUCAAUUUUGGAUGCAAGUGACUUGUCAGUUGUAACUGCCUGCCACAGCAAUUUCUUUGUAACUUUGCGCUUGGGAAGUCUUAUGCUCAGUUUGACAGUAGCA
This is a messenger RNA of Branchiostoma floridae (Florida lancelet), 2426 nucleotides long. RefSeq names its product kelch-like protein 24. The coding region runs from base 279 to 2216 and encodes 645 amino acids. The transcript is spliced from 2 exons. Gene Ontology annotation, molecular function: protein binding. NCBI's taxonomy places the organism in Eukaryota, Metazoa, Chordata, Leptocardii, Amphioxiformes, Branchiostomatidae. The record is from RefSeq and is a predicted model, not a curated record.